Raphanus sativus (radish) is the source of this 1009-nucleotide messenger RNA. Its product is annotated as putative F-box protein At5g62660. Gene Ontology annotation, molecular function: protein binding. Lineage: Eukaryota; Viridiplantae; Streptophyta; Magnoliopsida; Brassicales; Brassicaceae. The record is from RefSeq and is a predicted model, not a curated record. The annotation marks the transcript as partial. The transcript has a single exon.
UUCUACAAAGAUCUCUUCAGACCCUAGUUGGUGAACCUUAACUCUGUCUAGUCUUCCUCUGUUCUGUCUUUUAAAAUCUCUCUAUUGAGUUAGACAUAGUCACAUAGCUAUGGUUAAGUAUCUGUCUCUGAGUUCGGCUAGAAGAAGAAACGACUUCGUGGCAGCGCCAGAGAUUUCUUUUGAUCUCAUGAUUGAAAUCCUGAGUAGAUUGCCUGUUAAAUCGCUUAUGAGGUUCAAGUGUGUCUCAAAGCUCUGGUCUUCUCUGAUCCGUUCUCGAUAUUUUAGCAACCUUUAUCUCAAGGUCGCAUCAUCUCCAUCGCGACUGAUGCGACCACUUGGUGUAUACAUGAGUUUGAAUUUGAGUUUGACUUCGGAUGGACACUACAAUUGUGAUUCGAUGGAGUUUUGCCGCAACACUGAAAAGUUUGAACUGCUAUCCUUAAGGUUAUCUUUGUCGUCUAGUAAUAGUGAUGAAUCAUCGUUAGAACAAGAUUUGACUUUCCCAGGGAUGGGAGGAUACAAUAUGGUAUCUCUUCGCGGUUUGAUUUUAUACACUGUUUGCAGAAAAGCAUGUAUCUAUAAUCCCUCCACUAGACAAAGCUUAACCUUACCCGCAGUCAAAUCCAACAUUUUUGCUCAGCAAGAACGUAAUAAGCAUGUCUUCUACUUUUUCGGACAUGAUCAUGUUCAUGAUCAAUACAAAAUAGUCUGCAAUGUUGUGGUAAUCUCGCGAGAUUACAAGAAGAUAAUAACCAACGAGUUUUGGGUCUUUGUACUGGAACCCAGAGGUUUUUGGAAAAGAAUCGAGUAUGAUGAUCAACCUCACCUUCCAACAAAACAAGGACUCUGCAUCAACGGAGUUAUAUAUUAUCUGGCUUCCAAUCCUACAUGUCAUGUUUACUGUUUUGACGUUAGGUCCGAAGAGUUCCGUGUGAUCCAAGCACCCCAUUCAGAGUAUCAGCAUUGUAAGUCCUUGGGUUUCAUAGAGCACGGUGGAAAACCAGCAAUC